Ostrinia furnacalis (Asian corn borer) is the source of this 751-nucleotide messenger RNA. RefSeq names its product DNA-3-methyladenine glycosylase 1. Gene Ontology annotation, molecular function: DNA-3-methyladenine glycosylase activity. Lineage: Eukaryota; Metazoa; Arthropoda; Insecta; Lepidoptera; Crambidae. The transcript has 2 exons. Bases 153 to 725 code for a protein of 190 amino acids. Gene Ontology annotation, biological process: base-excision repair. The record is from RefSeq and is a predicted model, not a curated record.
UUAUACUUUUUACCACCUUUUACUUUUGUUUUGGUGAUAAUUUAUUUUUAUUAAUUAGAUCUAAGAUGAAAUUUGUGUCAAGCUGUCGUGUUUGUGUUGUGUUCUGUUGUUUGUUUUGUGAGAGUCAGCUUGUAUAGAUAAGAAUAUCAACCAUGCAACAAGUUAGAUGCGGUUGGGUUACUAAUGAUCCAGUCUACAUUCAAUAUCAUGACGAAGAAUGGGGUAAACCAGAAUUCGAUACAGAGAAAUUAUUUGAAAUGUUAUGUUUAGAAGGACAGCAGGCUGGAUUAUCUUGGCUUACUAUUUUGAAAAAACGAAAUAGUUACAGAGAGAUUUUCCAGGGAUUUACCCCCUCUAAAGUAGCCAAUUUUACUGAUGAAGAUGUCAAACGGAUUCUGAUCGAUGCAAGAAUUAUAAGACAUAAAGGAAAAAUUGAAGCCAUAAUACAGAAUGCUAAAGCGUAUUUGGAAAUGGAAAAAAAAGAUGAGAAUUUUUCAGAAUUUAUUUGGGAUUUUGUUAGUAAUAAACCUAUUAUCAAUAACUGGAGUGAUAUUAAAGAAAUACCAACUAAAACUGCCGAAUCAAUAGCACUUUCUACAGCAUUAAAAUCUAGGGGAUUUAAAUUUGUUGGGCCCACGAUUUGCUAUGCAUUUAUGCAAGCUUGUGGUUUAAUAAAUGAUCACACAUUAAACUGUUUUGUAACAAAAAAAAAUCGUGAUAAUUGAGAAUAAUUUAAAAAUUGUGUUUUAGG